UCAGAGCCGCGGAAAGGGGUCAGGGCUUGCAGGCUGCUGGAAGUGGCUUUCAAGGUUCUAAGAACUUGAAUAACUUUCUUCACUCAUGUCACGACGUCCUCAUGAGACGGCGUGACGCUCCUGUUCUAGCGUCUAAUUUUAGAGAGAAUCUUUCUUACCCGUCCUAAUAGCGUCCGUUCUUUCAGUGUCUCUCCCUGACACGCGCUGUUAAAUUCGUAAGGCCGUUCUGCUGUCAGCCUUUUGAUAAGCAUCAUAAGGCGCUUCCGCCUUUCAAUUGGCGAAGCUGUUAAAGCUUUAGAAGCCUUCCUGGUCCCCUUUACCAUUCAACCAGCUCCUUACCAGACGGAGCUCCUUAUUGUUGCGAGGCUUUUAUUAGUCGGAGGUUCUAAUCAUUCACAAUUCGGUAUCGUUAGAGCUCCUUAUCAUUCAGAGCCCCUUGUCGUUCAGAGACCUUACCAUUCAGGGAUCCUUAUUCUUGACAGCUUGAUCUUUAUAUACCUUAUCACGUUUUCCCGAAGCUUCGUCAGUAGUCAUGGCUGAUUCGGCGAAGGCGGAUUUUCUCCAAGGGGAAUUUGACGACGCCAUAUUCUCCAUGACGGACUUCGAUAGCAUCACGUUCGACGCCAUAGGCGACAUGGGCCUGGCGGAGGACGGAUUAGCCGCCAUGAACGCCGCAUUGAACGGCCUGGCCGGUCCUAACGCCAGUACAAGCGCUGCCUCGAACGGUGCCUUGGUCGUGCUGGAGCCGCAAGACGCCAUCCCCCCGCCCAGCCAUCACGAGCAGUCGGCCGACAUGGUCUUUAAGUCCUAUGGGCAUGUCAGCGACGCCCGCGUUGCCCUUCAGUCUAUUCCUGCUGCUGGUGGUAUUGCUGCUGCGGCUGGUGGUUCUGCUGUCGGUGCGUCUGCACCCGCCGCUGCUCCGAGUGGUGCCGUUCUCAGAGCUGCUGGAGCUGGUUCGGUGGGUUUGGCAGCUCCUGGCUCGAUGCCAGGCUCGGUGCCAGGUUCGGUGGCAGGUGCAGGGAUGUGUUGCGCAGGUGGUAACGCAUGCUCUGGUAUGUGUAAGCCCGGCAGGGAGGAGGGGGGAAAGGCGCUUGGGGGGAGGACAGCAGGGCUAGAGGAGUGUGAUAGAGAUGGUGGAACGAGGAAGGCGCGAACCCCAAGCGCCAUGUCAAAAUUAAAACGGGUCUUUGAGCCUGCUCAUAUGGAGGACGGCGAUGUCUAUGGGGCUGGGGUUGGGGAUGGUAACACCAUGAGCGCUGGUAACCACAUGAGUGCUACAGGAGCAGGGGGACAGCAAGGGGGGAGGGUCGAAGGGGUGUGCGUGGCAGGCGCUGCUGCUGCCAAGUCAUCACCUCAAGGGUCGAAUGACAGCCACACAAUGAGCUCGUCGCCUCCUUCGCCGUGCAAGCCGCUACUCUCUGACCACGCCCAGGGCAUGCCACAGCUGAACAACUACCACCAACAGCAGCAGCAUCAUCAGCUUCACCAUCACCACCGCCAGCAGCAGCAGCAGCAACAGCGUGUGACGUCCUCUGGAGUUUCUGCCUCCGCCUCUGCGUGUCAAGUGCAGGAGGGAAGGCGAGUGGUGAGCCCAUCAGUCUCCCACAGUAGCAGGCAGAGCAGGCAAGGGACAGCAGCAGCGGUGGCAGCAGCUGUAACGCAGCAGCAGCAGCAAGCGAGGGCACAGCAACAGGCAGCGGCACACGAGCACGCAGCAGCGCAGCAGCACACGGCAGCGGCGCAGCAAUAUGCAACAGCACAGCAGCACGCAGCAGCACAGCAGCACGCAACAGCAGCAGCGCAAGCCAUGGCCAGAGCGCAAGCCUUUCAGAUGGCGUCCUGGCAAGGGCACAUGGCAGCAGGGGGGCAAGGGCACAUGACUGCAGGGGGGCAAGGGCACAUGCGGUGUGCCACCAAUCAGCCGAUGAAACAAGAGCAGCUCGAAGGCCAGCAGAGGCCACACGACGGCGGAGGAGGAAGAGGAGGAGGGGAAUCAGGAGCAGCAGGCAACAGCUGUGCGACAGUGGCAUCCGCGUCUCACCCAACGCCAACUGCCAACGCCAAUAGCGCCACUCUCCCCGCUCUCCGCCCCAUCAUGCCCCCCUCCUUACGCGGCCUGCCCAACCUCCCAGGCCUGCCGCCCCCCUUCGUCUUCCCUCCUGGCAUGCUCCCUGGAAACGCCUCUGGUUCUGCGUACCCGCGCCCGCUUGCUGUGGGGAGCAUGGGGGCGGGGGGCAUGGGGGCGGGCAGCAUGGGGGCGGGCAGCAUGAUGGGAGUGGGGAGUGUGGGCGCUGGUGUGUCUGCCAUGCCUGGUUUACCUGCCCUUUCCGUUGGCAUUGCGCGCCCUUCAAGGGCAGCUGCAGCAGGGGCCAGAACCGCCGCUGCUGCUGGUGUGGGUUCUGGUGUUGCUACAGCUGCUGGGGGUGAUGAUGCUGUGGGCGCAGCAGGGAAAACCAGCCCUGUUGCUGCUCCAGGCUCUGGAACGGCAAUGGAAGCAGCCACAGCAGCAGCAGCAGCAGGAGGGUUAGUGAAGACAGAGGGGGCGGAUUGGGAGGCCGAGCUGUACGGACAUAGAGCAGAGAGAACAGGAUUUGCAGGAGCUGCUGGGGGUGCUGGGGUGGCUGGGUGUCAUCGGCCGUCCGUGGGCAUCAGACGAGGGGUGAGCUUGCACGAGGGGCUGUCUAACAUGCGCUCCUACCCCCCAGUGUCGCCAGCAGUGGUGCGGUCAGCAGCAGGCGUCAUGCAGCCACUGGCGUCUCCAGCAAUCAACGCCCCCUCGCAGUCAGCAGGAGCACCCUCGCCUCGCUCCUCCAUGCCCUCACCAUCGCCUAGACCUGUGGGUUCAGGGUCCGGGGGAGUGGGGAGUGUGGGUAGAGCUGUGCUUGCCUCCCCCUCUGUUGCCUCUGUACCCGCUGCUUCUGCCUCUGGCGCUGCUGGCGGUAAUGCUGCUGCUGCUGCCUCUGCUGCCGCUGCUGCUGCUGGCCCGUAUGCCAAAAUGCGCCGAGUUGCCUCUGCUGGACAGCUGCUGCAUUCCAAUUGGCCGGCGCCAGCAGGCGGGCACUUUGACGCUCACAUGUGGCAGAGAAGAGUGGCCGAGAUGGAGAGAUGGGCGGCAGGUGGAGGGGGAGGAGGUGCGGGGGGAGGAGGAGUGGGGGGAGGAGGAGCGGGGGGAGGAGGAGCGGGGGGAGGAGGAGCGGGGGGAGGAGGAGGAGGGGCAGUGGGACGAGGUGCUCAUGCUGUCGAUAUUCCCACUCCUGGUGCUGGGGCUGUUUGGUCUGCUGAUCCAGGUGCUACUGGCAGCUCUGCUGCUGCUGCUGCUGCUGGGUCUGCCAGUGCUGUUGCGUCUGCUGUGGCCCCUCUCUGUGCUGCUGCUGCCGCAGGGGCAAGGCAGGGCGCAGGUGCAGCUGCCACAGGGCGAGUAGCAGGGUCGGUUUCGGGAAUGGCAAAUGGGUGUGCAGGAGGGUCGAAUAGUGGGGAGGGGAGCACAGGGGACCAUGGGGAGGAUUCACAGGGUAGGAGGGUGGAGAGAAUGGUGGCAGGAGGGGCGGGAGGGAGGGGAGAGACGGGAGGUGCGGCAGGCGGAGGGAGGGAUGGAGCAGGUGGAGGGGGGGCAGCUGGUGUUGCUGCUGGCGCUGGUAGACCGGCUGAUGGGGCAGAGAGCAUGCAUCGCGGGGCGAAUCCGAUCAUGCAUGUGGGAAGCCAUGAUGGCGACGGGGAUGGCGAUGGGGAUGGGGAUGGGGAUGGUAACCAUAGCAAUGGCGACAGUGGCGAUGGUGAUACUGGUGAUGGUGACGAGGAUGAGCUGAAGCCCCUCCCGUCCCCCAUCCUGCGAGCUCGCAGAGCCAUGGGCAUGGGGGCAGGCAUGGGCAUGGGCAUGGGCAUGGGCGGCAUGGGUAUGGGCAUGGGCAUGGGCAUGGGAAUGAGCAUGCCGCGUAGCUUCAGCAGCCAUGCCCUAGGUCAGCUGCACAUGCAGCACAUGCCCGGCCUCCCGCCCCUCCCCCCGGCCGCCGCAGCAGCGCACCUAGCAGGGCAGCACAUGCCAGUGGGCAUAGAGGGCGGGGUUAUGGGCAUGGGCGAGGGGCUAGCAGGCGGAGCGGCAGGGGCAGGUGGGGUGAUAGGGGGGAUGGGGCAACGACCUGCUCCCGCUGCUGCUGCCAGUGCAGCUGCUGCUGCAGCAGGCGCGUAUGGCAGUGCUGCUGCCAGUGCUAGUGCUGCUGCUGGUGGUAGUGGUGGUGCUGGUGGUGGCAUGAGUGUGGUGGGGGAGGGUAUGAUGGCAGUGUCGGCAGGGGAAGGGGUGUCAGCAGCAGCAGCAGCAGCAGGCAUGGCAGGAGGAGGGUUUGGCGGGGGGCAUUUCGCAGGCAUGGGGGGAAGCAUGGGCGGCAUAGCAGGGAUGGGAGGGAGCAUGGGGGCUCCAAUGUUGCCAUCUUUCAGCAGCAUGAGACGAGCACACAGCACAGGAGAUAUCCAGUCCCUGGCUGCAAUGCGCUCCCUAGCCAUGGGCUUCGGCCACCUCCCAGCACCGCCUGUAGCGGCAGGAGCAGCAGCCGCAGCAGCAGCUGGAAUGGGCCCCUUUGAUGACCCUACCGGCAUGGGACUGGGCAUCAGCAUGGCCAUGGGCAUGAGGAGCAUGGGGAUGGGCUUGGGCAUGGGGGGUAUGGGCAUGGGGGUGGGCGCGGGCAUGGGCAUGGGGGUUUUUCGUAUCGGGCGGUAUACGUUGGAGGAGCGGCGGCUGCGGAUCAUGAAGUACAGGCAGAAGAGGCAUGAGCGGAACUUCACAAAAAAGAUCAAGUACGCGUGCCGCAAGAAUCUGGCAGAUAGCCGGCCGCGAGUGCGAGGGAGAUUUGCACGCAACGACGAGAUUGAAGAGGAGCAGCACGACAAGGACAGCCACAGCGGAGAUGGACCUGAUGGUGACACCGCCUGUGCUGAUGCUGACGUGGACAUCACAGGUCCACAUGGCUUGUUAUCGCAUGACUUGCCUCCGACAGCGCAUGCUGACGUGUUUUCAGCAGAAGAUUUUUCUGACAUGCUGUUGGACGGACCUUUUGGGUCCGAUGCAUUUUUUGACAUUGAUCCGCCUGCUGGUCGUAACAGCUCCUGACCCUUAUAGUUCUACUUGGUAGGUAGGUAGCCACUUGAAGAGUGUUUCUUACGUGAGGGGUUCUGUACAGGUUCGGAAUUAUUGUUAUUGCUAUUGAGUGAACUUGUCACUCGAUGAAUUUCCUAUAU
Molecule: messenger RNA, 5229 nt
Organism: Closterium sp. NIES-67
Lineage: Eukaryota; Viridiplantae; Streptophyta; Zygnematophyceae; Desmidiales; Closteriaceae
Source: the annotation of a GenBank genome assembly